UCAUACGUACUCAUGGUCACAAUCUGACGUUGCAAUUUUCAUUGCUUAUUCCUCUGUUUUUGGCGUGGCCUUUUAUAGACGCUGAAGGAAGGCUUUCGUUGGCUCUUCUGAAUCCGAGUCUAUCUCAGCCUUCGGGUUAAACGACAGCUCAUUUCGGUGUCUCUUUCUCUGCUCUCUGCUUUGCUACCGUUUUAUAAACAAUGGGGCUGUCUUUUACCAAGCUUUUCUCUCGUCUCUUCGCUAAGAAAGAGAUGCGCAUUCUAAUGGUCGGUCUUGAUGCUGCUGGUAAAACCACAAUCCUGUAUAAACUCAAGUUGGGAGAGAUUGUCACCACAAUCCCCACUAUUGGAUUUAAUGUGGAGACUGUAGAGUAUAAGAACAUUAGUUUCACUGUGUGGGAUGUUGGGGGUCAGGACAAGAUUCGACCUUUGUGGAGACACUACUUCCAAAACACUCAAGGGCUUAUCUUUGUUGUGGAUAGCAAUGAUCGAGAUCGUGUUGUUGAGGCUAGAGACGAGUUGCACAGGAUGCUGAAUGAGGAUGAAUUAAGGGAUGCUGUAUUGCUUGUUUUUGCAAACAAACAAGACCUUCCCAAUGCAAUGAAUGCUGCUGAAAUCACAGAUAAACUUGGUCUGCAUUCUCUCCGACAGCGCCACUGGUAUAUCCAAAGUACCUGUGCUACUUCUGGGGAAGGAUUAUACGAGGGACUGGACUGGCUUUCAAACAACAUUGCCAGCAAGGGUUAAAGGGACGAUGGGUGCUGGUUAUUUUUCUCAAUUAUGAUACCAAGCUGUGGCCUGUCAACACUAUUACAAUAUUUGUGCCUUUUUUCUAUAUACAGUGAAAUCUAGUUUUGGUUCAAAUAAAGUUCAUGCAGACUGUUUGGCUUUAAGUUUGUGUUUAGUGUCUUUUCUUUUUCCCCGUUAAUUACUCAUUCUUCAGGGAUGUUUAGCUGGCGCUAUCUGCUUUAUGAAUAUCGAGUAUAGUUUUUUAUUUGGCAGCAGAAAUUUAUGUGGAAACUGUGCUUCGCGCUUUUGUGACAAAAACUGUACUCCACAAUUUUGUCGCUUCUUGGAAUUGACAAACUUCAAGUGUCAUAUAACCGUUGUAACCCUCUAAAACAUUGAAAUUUAACGAUAUGUUCAUGUCAUCAGUUGGAAACUUU
Neltuma alba is the source of this 1165-nucleotide messenger RNA. Its product is annotated as ADP-ribosylation factor-like. The record is from RefSeq and is a predicted model, not a curated record. Lineage: Eukaryota; Viridiplantae; Streptophyta; Magnoliopsida; Fabales; Fabaceae. Gene Ontology annotation, molecular function: GTPase activity; GTP binding. The coding region runs from base 201 to 746 and encodes 181 amino acids. The transcript has 7 exons.